Molecule: messenger RNA, 1446 nt
Organism: Sinocyclocheilus rhinocerous
Lineage: Eukaryota; Metazoa; Chordata; Actinopteri; Cypriniformes; Cyprinidae
Product: speckle-type POZ protein-like B
Exons: 11
Coding region: 178-1446 (422 amino acids)
Molecular function (GO): protein binding
Source: RefSeq, a predicted model, not a curated record
UUGUGGUUAUUUAUAGACGUUUGAGAGAGCUGCCUUGUGAUUGUAACCAGUUCUCGUAUUGGGAAAUCAUAUUGACUCACUGACCUGGUUUGACUAUAGUUGCACAGUUUUGUCUUGGUUUUGUGUGUAGGCCGAGCAGUGAGCUAAAUCAGGGACGUGGAAGGGUGAAAGCAGGCCAUGUCGCGGGUUCCCACACCCCCUCCCCCAGGGGAAAUGACAUCCGGACCUGUGGCAGAAAGCUGGUGUUAUACACAGGUGAAAGUCGUGAAGUUUUCUUACAUGUGGACGAUUAACAACUUCAGCUUCUGUCGGGAGGAGAUGGGAGAAGUCGUAAGGAGCUCGACCUUCUCCUCAGGCCCCAACGACAAGAUGAAAUGGUGUUUGCGAGUGAACCCAAAGGGACUGGAUGAUGAGAGUAAAGAUUAUCUCUCUCUGUACUUAUUGCUUGUCAGUUGCCCAAAAAGUGAAGUGAGAGCAAAGUUCAAGUUUUCUUUACUGAACGCCAAAAGAGAAGAAACUAAAGCCAUGGAAAGCCAAAGAGCCUACCGCUUCGUCCAGGGAAAAGACUGGGGCUUCAAGAAGUUCAUCAGGAGAGAUUUCUUGCUGGACGAAGCUAACGGACUUCUUCCUGACGACAAGCUCACUCUGUUCUGUGAGGUAAGUGUGGUCCAGGACUCUGUAAACAUCUCUGGCCAGUCGAACACAAACAUGCUGAAGGUUCCGGAGUGUCAGCUUUCUGACGACCUGGGUAACCUGUGGGAAGGCUCCAGGUUCACAGACUGCAGCUUGUUCGUGGGAGGGCAAGAGUUCAAAGCGCACAAAUCCAUACUGGCAGCGAGGUCGCCAGUAUUCAAUGCUAUGUUUGAACACAAAAUGGAGGAGAGUAAAAAAAACCGUGUGGACAUCAGCGAUGUGGAACCGGAUGUUUUUAGGGAAAUGAUGGUAUUUAUUUAUACUGGUAAAGCUCCUAACCUAGAGAAAAUGGCCGACAACCUGUUAGCUGCUGCAGACAAGUAUGCUCUGGAAAGAUUAAAGGUUUUAUGUGAGGAGGCUCUCUGUAACAGUUUAUCUGUAGAGAAUGUGGCUGACAUCCUCAUUCUGGCUGACCUGCACAGCGCAGAGCAGCUUAAAGCACAAGCCAUAGACUUCAUUAAUAGAUGCAGUGUUCUUAGACAGCUGGGCUGUAAAGAUGGGAAGAACUGGAAUAGCAAUCAUGCUGCAGACAUAAUGGAGACUGCAGGUUGGAAAGCGAUGAUUCAGUCCCAUCCUCACUUAGUGGCCGAGGCUUUCCGGGCUCUUGCUUCAGCCCAGUGCACCCCUUUCUAUCGGGCGAGUACUGGAAAAAGUGCAUCUGUGCAAGGAUUUCUGAAGUUGUACACCAAAAAUCUGCCGACAGUCUUGGAGUCGAAGGAAGAAAAAUACACAAGGGAGCAUUCUGGAAACUAA